Molecule: messenger RNA, 1744 nt
Organism: Microtus oregoni (creeping vole)
Lineage: Eukaryota; Metazoa; Chordata; Mammalia; Rodentia; Cricetidae
Gene: CUNH16orf90
Product: chromosome unknown C16orf90 homolog
Exons: 3
Coding region: 841-1413 (190 amino acids)
Source: RefSeq, a predicted model, not a curated record
UCAUCAAGCAGUUUUGGCUCCGGGCCUUUUGUGGCUCCCAUUGCCUCACUUCUAUAGAGAACACUAUCACUUUAUGUGGCCGAGUCUCCUUCGUAUUUGUUAAAAACAGCUAAACCGCACAAAGACUCAUAAAGUAGCCACAGAAUGACAGGAAUGAAGCUAUGCUACCCUCGGCAGAAUUCGAGAACUGCACCCGGAAGGAUUUCGUGUACGUACUGCUUGUCAGUCUUCACUACAGGCCGAAAAUCAGUUUCCAGACCCAUGAUCCAGGGGUUGUCCUGGAAACUGGUUGAUUCUGAGGUCGGAGUAGUAGUGCUGAUGUAUCACGCCCCAGUGCGGAGCUCUGCAGGGAAUCCUCCCUGGUGGCUGCUACAAGUUGGGGGCAACCGCGAUAAAGAAGGACAUGGGAAAGAAGAGAUGAGCUGGGCCAAGAAGGGUGGAAGAAGAGGAAGGCAAAGCCCCGAGAUGGGGAAGCGGAGAAUGUAAAGGUGCCCUUGACCGGGACAUUGUGGUGGAGAUCAGGAGUAAGAUGCUUGAGGACUUAGAUGUGGAAUAGGACCAACAUAGGCGACAGUGCACUUGGACAAAGAGAAUAGUCUGCGACAAAUGGCUUUGGAACAAUGAGAAAUCUACAGCAAAUAAAUGAAACUCCACUAUAUCUAUAUACAAAAACAAUGGUUCAUAAACCAAAACAGAGAACGAAACGUUACGGUUUUGUUACUGAGUUGAUUCCAAAUUUAGUUGUAGUUUUAUAUUUCCACCACCAAGGCAAGAGUUCCAGUUUGUUCACAUGCUUAGGGGGAAAAUGGCAUUAUCUACACACUAACAACUUGUGAGAAGAUGAACAACUGGACAAGGGUCACCCGGAACCACCUUUUCAGUGCGACUCAGAUCUCUCCAGAUGGAGUGAGCUGGGCCCCAGGACGCCCCAGCCACCCUGACACACCACCCAACAUCUACGAGGGAGGGCUGGGGGCCCAGCAGCAGCAGGGCCCUGGUGCCCAGGCAAGCAAGCCCAAGAACUUCCGACUGCGUCACCUCCGGAGCUUGGCUCUCUACCUGCCAGGCCACAUGCAGCCUGCUGGGCAAUGUGGAAGCCACUGGCUAGGCCGGCUCAUGGCUGGGGGCAGCCUGCCACGGCCUGAAGGCUCGGCCUGGCCCCUGUCUUUGCCACAGGGGACCCUGGGUCCAGGUAACAGCCAUUGCUCAACCCUUCUGGAAGCCCAACUGCCCAGGGACAGCCUGGGAAAUACAGCUUCCAGUUCCAGCAUGGACCCAGCCAAGGGUGUCCCCUCCCAGUCUGGUCCCCCUGAGGGCUUGGGACUCAGGCCCAAGAGGUCCUGGAGAGCCUUGGAGGAGACCAUGUGUCCCUUGUGCAAGAGAACCCGCUCUGGGGCCUUGGAGAGGACAUAAGGAUCCAAAGUGCCAGGGCUGGGGACAUUAAGGGAAGGAUGGCCGAGGAGGAGGCGGAGGCCAGGUUUCCUGAGGAAGGGUGCAGUCCCAGCAGCUGCCCUCCCACUGAGAUGGCCCCCACAGCUGCCCAGCAUCAGACCUGGGCUAGUCUGGGCAAAGUAUGAGGGAGGGAGGAGGAAGUCCCUUGAGAGGGACGGAAGAAAUGGAAGCAUGCCCAUGCCCUUGCAGCCUGCCCAAACUCCAGUCAGCCACGUGUAGCUGAGAGGCCAGGCUGAGCAGAGAAUCUGGUUCCUGAGAGCCAGGGAGUCCUCAGGUCUUCCCUCAGUAAAAA